This is a messenger RNA of Camellia sinensis, 1774 nucleotides long. RefSeq names its product homeobox-leucine zipper protein ATHB-16. Gene Ontology annotation, biological process: positive regulation of DNA-templated transcription. The record is from RefSeq and is a predicted model, not a curated record. Gene Ontology annotation, molecular function: DNA-binding transcription factor activity, RNA polymerase II-specific; sequence-specific DNA binding. Gene Ontology annotation, cellular component: nucleus. NCBI's taxonomy places the organism in Eukaryota, Viridiplantae, Streptophyta, Magnoliopsida, Ericales, Theaceae.
GGCCAGCUGGGUUGUGAACUGGUUUUACUGAUCUCCCUCUUCCCACUCCAAUCCUCUCUGUCUCUCUCUCCAAUCUUUUCUUUUGUAGAUGAACAGUCAGAGACUAGUUCUUCAAACUUAUAACUCUUAAAUUGAUUGUGUAAUGAUGUAGAGAGAGACAAGGACAGAGAGAGUAGAGAGAGAGUGAAAGUGUGUGUGUUUUUGAUAACUUCUAUUCUGGGUUUUGGUUGGUUGGCUUGAUUGUUUUGUGGGUUGGUUUUCUUGGGUUUUGCUUACUUCUUUUAUUUAUUUUUUUUGGAUGGGUUUGGAGGGAGAAGAAGUAUUGAAAAAGGAGAAUGAUGGGGUACCCAAGAGAGAGAAAUGGUUGCUUACUCACUCAAUCUGUGUGCAUCACUCUACAAGUUGGGCUUGUUCUAGACAUGGGAGUGUUGCUUCCAUGUUAUCUUGCAAGUGAUAAACCUGCUUUCAACUCUCCUUGAGUUCUCUCUCUCUCUCUCUUUGUCUCUCUCUCUCUCUGUACAUUUAACUCAAACAAAUCAAAAUCUCAAAAUCAAAAUCAAAACAAACUAAAGGGUUCUCAGAUCUAAACAGAUCUGUUUUAACAGAGUACCAACUUUGCAACAGUAGUCAUGAAGAGACUGGGCAGCUCAGAUUCUUUGGGUGCUUUGAUGUCCAUCUGUCCAACAACAGAAGAGCACAGCCCAGGAAACAACCAUGUGUACGGAAGAGAGUUUCAGUCGAUGUUGGAAGGACUAGACGAAGAAGGGUGUGUAGAAGAGUCGGGUCAGAUCGCAGAGAAGAAGAGGCGAUUGAGCGUUGAUCAAGUGAAGGCAUUGGAGAAGAAUUUUGAAGUGGAGAACAAGCUUGAACCAGAGAGGAAAGUGAAGCUCGCUCAGGAGCUUGGGUUGCAACCCAGACAAGUGGCUGUUUGGUUCCAGAACCGCCGUGCACGGUGGAAAACAAAGCAGUUGGAGAGAGACUAUGGGGUUCUCAAAGCCAAUUAUGAAUCUCUCAAGCACAGUUAUGACUCUCUUCAAGAUGACAAUGAAGCUCUACUCAAGCAGAUACGAGAACUGAAAUCAAAGUUAAAAGAAGAAGAAAACACUGAAAGCAAUGUCUCAGUGAAAGAAGAGCUAAUCCCAUCAGACUCCGAUGCCAACAAACUCCUCCAACACACCACUACUAAACCACCACCACCACCAUCGGUUGCAGGAUCUGACCAUCCCACCACAACCAACGACCUCAACUACGAGACCUUCAACACCAAUGGCGGCGGAGUAUCGGCGGCAGCGACGGCGGCUGUCUUCCCCGACCUGAAAGACGGGUCGUCCGACAGCGAUUCCAGCGCCAUACUCAACGAAGACAACAACAAUAGCCCCAACGCUGCCGCAAUCUCCUCCGGACACGGUGGUCCUCUCCUGCACAGCCACCAUCACCACCACCACCACCAGUUCAUGGUGUCUCCGAGCUCCUCCUCGUCGGCGGCGGCGGCGAUGCUGAAGUUCGGUAAUUCGGGUGUGAAUUGCUACCCAUUCUCGGACUCGAAAGCGAUUCUGUUGGAUGCACAGAAGGCGUAUCAGCCACAGUUUGUGAAGAUAGAGGAGCACAAUUUUUUCAGUGGGGAUGAGGCUUGUAACUUCUUUUCGGAUGAUCAAGCUCCGACCCUUCCAUGGUAUUGCUCCGAUCAGUGGAACUAGAAGAUUGUAGAACCCAGAUCAUAUACAACAAUGAAAAAUAAGGGAAUUCAGAGAGAGAAGAUGAGAAAGAAAGAAAA